This is a messenger RNA of Acanthochromis polyacanthus (spiny chromis), 7305 nucleotides long. RefSeq names its product PDZ domain-containing protein 4-like. Gene Ontology annotation, molecular function: protein binding. Lineage: Eukaryota; Metazoa; Chordata; Actinopteri; Pomacentridae. The record is from RefSeq and is a predicted model, not a curated record.
GAUCCUAAAAUAUCCUCAGAUUGGUCAAAACCUGAAGCACAAACUGUUUUCUAUCUCAAAUACAACAUUUUUUCACAUUAAAUUAUUAUAAAAUUACGGUUUAAAGCACAAAAUAGGAGAAACUUUCUGCAAAUUUACCCAAAACAUAAAAAAGAGACUGUUUUUAUUUAUAAUAUAAAAUGUAAAUCACAUUUUAAAGCCGAAAUUUAAAGAAAAUUGUUGUAAAGUUUAAUGAAAUUAGUCAAAUACUGAAGCACAACUUUUAUUAUCUUAAAUAAAACAAUAGAAAUUCUAAAGUAGAAAUAAACUUAAAAUCCCUUUUACCUGGUAUUUUGGUGCUAAAAUGUCCUCAGAUUAGUCAAAAAAAUUGAAGCACAAACAGUUUUAUUCUCAGAUAAAACAUUUUUUUCUGAUGAAAUUAUUAUAAAAUUACAGUUUAAAGCACAAAUUAGAGGAAAGUUUCUUUAAAAUCAGGUAUUUUUCUGGUUAAUUUUUAAGUUAAACUUCAGUUUUCAGGUACAUUUCUGUGACUUUAAAGCACAAAGCAAACAGCAGCAGCUGAUCUUUAACAUUUAAAAUAAACUAAAGCAUUUAUCUGGAUUUUAAAUACUAAAUGUUUGCAUUUAUUAGUGAUUGUUGAAGAUUAUAGCUGAAAAUAAUCCGUCUUAUUCAGGGAAAUACACUAAAUAUCAACAUUUUAGCCUCAAAAAAGUUGAGUUGAGAGAAAUAUUUUGUGUUUUUGGCUGAAAAAUCUUUCUUCUGCCUUUUAAUCUGCACAUUUCCUCACUUUUAAAGGUAUUUCUGAUAUUUUUUCCACCAUUCUGAGAGAAUUUAUGAGAUUUAACACAUGAGAACCAAACCAUUUGGUCCUAAAUACUUUAUAAUUUUAGCUGAAAAGUGUUCUCUUCUUUCCUUUUGUUGCUCUUUUUAGCUGCUUGUUGCAUUCCUUUUUAAUCUAAACUUUAAAUUUAUGAAGUUUGAUCCGUCACGCUGAGAGAAACUAGAAAAUGUUGCACAUUUAUGGCUGAAAAAUCGCCUUUUUCCUGCUAUUCUUUGGUCGUUUGAACUGCAAACCUCCAACAAACUGAUUUAUCUGAGUUUAAAACUGCUUAAUCUUGUUUAUAUUUGACUCAUUUCUCAACAUCAAGACACGUUUGAGCUGCAGGGAUGUAAAUGAAGUGAAAAACCUGCUAAAUCUGACAAAGUUUUGCUGCAGAACUGAGCUGUUGCUAAAGCUAGCGCGGCUAAAGCUAGCACGGCUAAAGCUAGCACGGCUAAAGCUAGCGUGACGGCUAGCGGCGCCUGAAUUUGUUGAACUAAAUUUGUUCUAAAAGCUGCAGGACUCCGUUGUCUUUGUCUCUGCUGCAUCUUUUUGUGCUCGUCUUUGUUUUAAACCCUCAGAAACACAGAAGGUUUUUAUUCUUUCGUCUCUGGAACAGAAGAAGAACUCGUCUGGACUCUCAGCUGGAGGUUUUUCAUCACUUUUCAAACACAAACUGAGGCGAUAAAAGCAGCACAUCUGUAUGCUUUAAAGCACAUCUGGAGGGUUUUUAGAAGAAGUUUGUGGAGUUUUCUCACAUUUUUUUGAGGACACCGUGCUGGAUUUUGAGGAUUAAACGCUGAUAAAUGCAGCAGAAGAAGUUUAAAAAGCUGCUCUGAUGUUCUGAAGCAUGUGGCCUAAAAUCUGAAUGAAACUUUACAUUAGUUUGGAAUAAAAGCUCGACCUGAGGACGUCUCCGGAUGUUCAGGUUUCUAUGACGGAGCUGCAGAAAUAAAAGCUGAACAAAGCUCAGAGCGACCAUGGGCUGCAACAUGUGUGUGGUGAAGCGACCGGAGGAGCAGCACCGGAUCACGUUCCAGCAGAAAGGAUGGAGCAGCUCUCUGCGGCCGAUGGACCGACAUGGAACCCUGAAGGCCAGAGGACGACGACCUUCUCAGCUCCCAUUGGACAGAAGCCAGAACUCCCAGGAGCCUUUGCAGCAGCCGAGCUCAGUCCGUAAGAGUCACAAGAGGAAAGGUACGCUCGUCUGCAGCGCAACAGGAAGUUCCUCCUUCUCGUCCAUCGCCAUGGUAGCGAUCCCCGACUGUGUGGACGAGGCCACGCAGACCGACAUCAGCUUCCAGAACUUUGUUACUCUGAGCAGAACCAGAGGUCAUCAUCAUCAUCAUCACAGCCAAGGCUUCCCCCCACCGCCUCCCCCAUCUCCCCCACUCCCUCACCUGCUGGGACCCUUCAAUGAGUUUUGUGUGUUUGACUACAACGACCCCAACGACUACUUCGACGUCUCGAAUCAUGAAGUCGAUCGACAGGACGACCUGGAGUACGAGGAGGUGGAGCUCUACAAGUCCAGCCAGCAGGAGAAGCUCGGUCUGACCGUCUGCUACCGGACUGACGAUGAGGAGGAUCUGGGGAUCUAUGUUGGAGAGGUGAACCCGAACAGCAUCGCAGCGAAGAACGGACGAAUCAGAGAAGGAGACCGAAUACUGCAGAUUAACGGAGUCGACAUCCAGAACAAACAGGAAGCCGUCGCCAUCCUGACCCGAGAGGACAGCAUCAACUUCUCCCUGCUGCUGGCCAGACCCGACACCGAGAAUGAAAACGUUGAGGACGACAUGGAGCUGAUGGACGGAGCAGAUUUACCUCCAGAUCAUCGGGCCUCCUUCACCUCCUCCCACCUGUCUGGAUACUAUCGGCUCCACGGACCAGGACCAGGAGGGCCAGGAGGACCAGGAGGACUAGGAGGAGGUCCAGCUGAUCCUGGGGGAGGCAGGGAGGGGGUCGGGAGUGAGGAUGAUGAUGAGGAGGAUGACGAGGGCCAGGGGGAGAAGGAGGACCGGGACCCUCCAGUGCCGCUGCCCCCUCUGCUGGGUCUGGCUCCGCUGCUGUCAACCAGCCAGGACCUGGACAGUGGAGUGGGUCGGACCGAUUACAGCACCGAGCCCGACCUGCUGGGAGACCAGACAAGCACCUGCAACACCAACACCACCAACACACCGGGCAGCACCAGGAAGUUCAGGCCUGGACCCAGCCCCAGACCCAGUCCUCGGCCCAGCCCCGGCCUCGGUCCCAGCCCCAGACCGAGCCCCAGUCCUGGGCAAGGUCGCGGAGACACCACCCCUCCAUUCCUCCACCUCCGGGAGCUCCAGCUCAGCUCCGACUCGCUGCCCGGUCUGGAUUGGACCCCCGGGGGAGGACCAGCGGCGUUCAGCCCCCACCACCACCACGGCAAGCACUACCUCCACGUCCACCACCAGCCCCCGCUGACGAUGAUGAUGAUGAUGCCGGGUCUGACGGAGGAAGAGUGUCGGCGAUACCAGGAGCUGCUGGAGAUCAAGUGUCAGUACGAGAGGCGCAAUCAGAGAGGAUCGACGACAACCGAACGAGGAGACGCCGAAGGAGACCUGGAGUUCCAGGAGGGGAGAGCGGAGCCCGGAGAGGAGGUCGAGGCUUCUUCUUCGGUGGUGGUGGACGUGAAAUGCAACGAGACGCCGAGCGAACACGAGAUGGCGCUGAUCGAGGAGGAGCUGCGCCACCUGGAGUUCAAGUGUCGCAACAUCCUGCGGGCGCAAAAGAUGCAGCAGCUCCGAGAAAGAUGUCUGAAGGCCUGGAUGAUGGAGGAGGAGACGGCGCCGAGACCUCCAGAACCAGAUCUGGAGGACGACAAUGACGAUAAUGACUCUCACCACCACGAGCUGUCGGCCAUCAACGAGCUGCCAGAACGCGACAGCAGCAGCGCCUACAACACUGGCGGCGAGAGCUGCCGCAGCACGCCAUUGGUCAGCACAGAGCAGAUCCCGCCCCUCCAGGAAGACGAGGACAGUGAGGCGAGAGGGGGGCGGGGCCUGAUGUCUCCACCUCCCCUCCUUCCCUUAAGCCGCCUCCCCCCUCUGAACUCCCCCCUCACCCCCCGACGUCACCGAGACCGAGAGCGCCGUCACUCCAACCUCAGCUGCUCCUUCUCCCCAAGCUCAUACAGGAAGUACGAAGCAGCCAAUGGCAGCACGGCGACCGGCUCAAGCUCCACCCCCUCUACACCUUCAAAGUUCAGAUCGCUGAGCAGGGAGGUGGCAUCAUCAUCAAGAAGAGCUGAUGGAGGGCGGAGCUCCAGAGCAGGUGGUGCCCCCAGGAGGUCUGAUGGUGGAAGUGCAGAGUCGAGUCCAUACUUCUCCAGAAGACGCCACAGUAAACCUCUGGACCGCUAUCAGAGCUGCAUGACGCUGCCGUCCGAGGGUCUGGUGGAGCCUCUGGACCGGGUCAGGGACCGGGUGGGGGACCGAGUCCGACCAGAGGGCGAGGACAGAGGGAUGGGAACCGGCAGCAGCUGCCCGGCCAGCCCUCGCAGUGUCAACAGCGCCCCCUGUCCUCUGGAGGACCAACAUGGCGGGGCGUCCAGGCUGGGGCUGGCCUUACCACUGGGACUGACCCAGUCAUCACCGACCGCCUCACCACAGCGCAUGGAGUGGAAGGUGAAGAUCCGCAGCGACGGAACUCGAUAUGUGGCGAAGCGUCCGGUCAGAGAUCGACUACUGAAGGCUCGAGCCUUGAAGAUUCGAGAAGAACGAAGUGGGAUGACGACGGACGACGACGCUGCCAGUGAGAUGAAGCAGGGUCGAUACUGGAGCAAAGAAGAGAGGAAGCAGCAGCUGCUCAGAGCCCGAGAGAACCGAAGAAGAAGAGAGUUCAUGAUGCAGAGUCGCCUGGAUUACCUCAGAGGAGACAGGGAUCCUUCGUCUUCGUCGUCUGGAGUCACUGAUCAGCUUCAGAACAACAACAACGUCCUGCUGCUGAGCCACAAGAAGCUGACGAGGAGGAGGAACCGCCGAAUCAUGGACAACUGGAUCACCAUCCAGGAGCUGCUGGCCCACGGAUCCAGGUCUCCGGACGGGAAGAAGAUCUACAACCCUCUGCUGUCCGUCACCACCGUGUGAUUGUAGGAAGACUCAGGAUUUACAGGAAGGAGGGGAAACGGUGGAUAGACCUCAAAUAUGAGACAGAAACUGAGCUGAAACUACGAAGAGGAUGAUUAAAGACCUGGAAAGUUCAAACCCUGUGAAUAGACGUGAAAAUGAGUUUUACAGAUAUUCAUGUUAGAUCCUGAAGGAAACACCGGAGAGGAACUGAUGUCCUUCCUUCAACCAUCUGAGGAAUUCCUGGUUCAUGUUUCAAUCUAAAGUCCUGCAGCUCUGUGAAACCAGAACAUGAAGAAGAACUCAGAAAUGUCCUCAGCAGUACGCAGUAAAUCAGAAUUUACUUCUUCUGACCACAAGAAAUGUACCUCUAGAACCUCUUUCGGUGGCAGAGAAGUGCCCACACUGCUGUACGUACUUCUUCUACUUUAAACUGGUCACUACUACCACUUGUUUCUGCUUGUGAUGUCCUAACAUUCUCCUCUGUUGUUCUAUUUCCUACUUAGAACUGGCAUGAGGUCCAGGAACUGCUAAUUGUUGAUUUUCUGCACACUUCAAACUGUUAGAUCCUUCGCAGCAGAGUUCCUUCUGUGGAAAGCUGCCUCUUCUUGUUAUCCAGAUACAGUGUUUACUGGUGUUGCAAUCUAUACAUCAGUUCAAACUGAGGUGAAGUCGCAUCUGUGUGAAUCAAAAAAGCAUUUCUCCUUAUUCCAAGUCUUUCCCAAGAGAGGCUGAAGGGUUAGAAACAGAAAGACCCUCUGGAAUUGGUCAGAGAUGGUUCACAGCAUUACAAGUACCUGAUAAGUGUUGCUGUAGAUCCCCUUCCAUGUUUACAGAUGGCUGUUCCAAUGCAGGAACUUGGUGUAAAUGGUGAACCUGCCUGGAGAGGAAAAUCAAGACUGCAUCAUAAGUACCUGAUAAGUGGUACCACACACAUCAUCCCUUGUUUAAAAAUAUGGCAAUUCCAGGUCAUUUUCCAUUGAAGGAACUUGGUGUAAACAGUGGUGAAACCACCUGGAAAGGACUAUUAAGACUGCUUCAUAAGUACCUGAUAAGUGGCACAUUAGAUUCCCUUCCAUGAUUACAGGUGGCAGCUCGUCAUAAUUUCCUACAAAAGGAACAAGACGGGAAUGGUAUUAAAACUGCCCAGAGACGAACAUCUAGACUGCAUCAUAAGUACCUGAUAAAUGGUAUACUGGACCCCAUCCCACUGAUUAAAGAUGGCAGUUCCUGGUCAUUUUUUACCACAGGAACUUGGUGUAAACAGUGGUGAAACUGCCUGGAGAGGAAUAUCAAGACUACAUCAUAAGUACCUGAUAAAUGGUGCCGCAUACCUCAUCCCUUGCUUAGAAAAGCGGAAAUUCCAAGUAAUUUUCCUCUUCAGGUACUUGGUGUAAAUGGUGAACCUCCCUGGAGAGGAACAUCAAGACUUCAUCAAACGUACUUGAUAAGUGGUAUACUGGAUUACCUUCCAUGUUUACAGAUGGCACCUUGUCAUAAUUUCCUACAACAGGAGCAAGGCGGGAAUAGUGUUGAAACUGCCCAGGGAUGAACAUCAAGACUGCAUCAUAAGUACCUGAUAAGUGGUAUAGUAGACCCCAUCCCACCGAUUAAAGAUUGCAGAUCCUGGUCAUUUUUCACUGCAGGAACUUGGUUUGAAUAGCAGUGAAACUGCCUGGAGAAUAAUAUAAGAUUGUAUUAUAAGUAACUGAUAAGUGGUACCACAUACAUCAUCCCUUGUUCAGAAAAAUGUCCGUUUCAGGCAAUUUUUACUGCAGUAAUUUAAACAGUGGUGAACCAGCCUGCAGACUAUUAUCAGGACUACAUCAUAAGUACCUGCUCAUUGCUGCCUCCUGCGGCUAAAACUCCUCAUUACCAGCAGUGGAAUGUGGGAUUAAUGUACAGAAAUUUAUCGCUACGAUGCUGAGAAAUUAGACAAAUUAUUCAAAGUUUUAUAAAGACACGGUGAAGACGGACCAAUGAUGUGAUCUGAGGGUGAAAUAUUCCACUUUUAUAUUUGUCUGUUUUUGAUUUUUUGUAAGUUGUCUUAAAGAGUUUCAUCUCUUGCCUUUCAAUCAUUUGUCAAAUCACAAAUGCCUUUGAAAAUGUUAUUUUUUAACAUUAUUGUGUGUUAAAUUGUCGACAUUUAGCAUCAAACUGUUCCUAGAAUUUUAUACAUUUUGUACGUUUUGUUGUGAGUUUUUCCUGCAGGAUGGUUCACGGUGAGGUCAAGGAUUCUGGACCGACGUACAACGAGAUCCUAAAUGCAUGACUUCAGCAUCGAAUUUAUAUUGGAUAGAGUUCUUGUCAUGUACAAAAAGCCUUGUUCAGACAUUUUUAGUAGUCAAAGACGUGAAAGUGCAAAACAAUUAAAAUUAAAUUGAAGUGAAAGCAGAA